Molecule: messenger RNA, 1206 nt
Organism: Amphimedon queenslandica
Lineage: Eukaryota; Metazoa; Porifera; Demospongiae; Haplosclerida; Niphatidae
Exons: 5
Coding region: 327-1121 (264 amino acids)
Source: RefSeq, a predicted model, not a curated record
GCCAUAGACUAUAAAUUUCUUUAAUAGAGUAAAUUCACUCUAUUAUCUAUGGUAUAGCCAACCCAUACACUAUCAUGUACUUUAUGAGAAAUGACAGUAGAUAGUACUACAAAAAUUUACUACAAAAAUACCACAAAUAUUACUGUUACUCCUUUUCACACUAGCUAUUACAAGUCUGCAUUGGCAAUAUUGAAAUUCAUGAAAUGCAAUAGUGUCAUGUACACGUCUUGUCCCACCCAGUCUAUUGCAGGUUAUUUCAAAGCAACUAUACUGAUCUGUUGCAAUAAAUUGGUAUUGUGGCAUUAGAGAAGGGCAGAGAGCAGGAAAUGUCAGUGUUUUUAAAGCUGUUUUUGAUAUUUUGCAUAAGUGGCUCCAGCUUUAGCCUUGAUACAGAUGACUUUUAUCAGGACUCUUCUGCUACUACCCUAGUAGAAGUAAGUUCUGGGAGCUCUUUUCCUGAUCUCAGCCUCCCUUUGACAAUUACUAAUAUCAGAGGUCUUCCUAAUGACUCUGCACUUGUAGAAGCUUCAAUUACUGGUGGCCUCUUGUCUCUAAGCCCACCUACCUAUAACAUUGGCUUGCAGAGGCGUACUGCUUCUGCAGGUUAUUCAGGUAGUUCAACUCUUAAGAUCUCUGUAGAUGUACCACUGAGGAAUAGAGCUCUAAAUGAUAUUAAGGCUAAAUUCCCUGCUUUGAAUGGUGAUAGUAUUUACCCAACACAUCUUCUGCUUUUUGAGGUUGAUGACUUAUACUCUGAAGUUUUUAUUAGUGACUAUAAUGGAACAAUUGCUCAGCUAGUACUAGCAACCAAUGGUAGAUACACGUUUGGUAUUGUUCUAAUUGUGCAUGUGUACUUUGAUACCAGCACAUUCACUGGAUCAUAUAAUGAUGAUUUUUCAGAGCUCUUGUUGGAAUAUCCAUUUGCAACUAAUGGUGUCCUUAAUUCUAAUGCAGCCAUGGAUUCUAAUGUUGGCACUUCUGGAAAAUAUGUCAUUGAUUUCAAUGAUGCCCUUCCUCCAGUUCCUGUUUGCCAAUGCAAGAAAAGGUUGGAGGCUCUCGCAUGUUAUACAAUGAAACAGAUGUCUGGAAACAUUCCAUCAUUUUGCAGUCAAUAUAUGUAGACAGCAGACUUUACUACUUUGCUCAUUUUAUGUCUUGUCAAAUUAGAGUGGCUUUUAAUAACUUUUUAAAUGUUGAGAUUUUCAC